This is a messenger RNA of Stereum hirsutum FP-91666 SS1, 1068 nucleotides long. RefSeq lists its product as uncharacterized. The coding region runs from base 1 to 1068 and encodes 355 amino acids. Lineage: Eukaryota; Fungi; Basidiomycota; Agaricomycetes; Russulales; Stereaceae. The record is from RefSeq and is a predicted model, not a curated record. The transcript has a single exon.
AUGAAUAACGCCACCCCACCAGCUCCUUCCAAGCCCAAACCUCAGCCUCCUCAUCUCUGCCUCUGCGGCCUUCCCGCCUCCCUAGAGCACUCCAACAUCUUCUGUUCCUCCGCCUGUGCCCUCUCUGACACAAUGAACACUCUUUCCGCCCGUAAACCCUCGCACUAUCGCAGUCAGUCGUUGAAGGACGAUUCAGAAGCGAGGAAAGUGUUCAAGAACUUUCCGUUUUUGAUGGAUGGGUUUACGCCCAAGACGCGGAGGACUCAUACUGGGGCGAGAGUUGAUCGUCCUAGCGAGUUGUGCUCGGAUGUGAAUUUGACGGAGACCGAUGCUAGAACACGAAUGACACAGAGCCUGGAGGCGGAUGCGCCACCCGCUGUUGGUCGAGAUAAAGAGCCGUCGUAUAACGGGCGAACAAACGUGAGGGGAUCUCAAGUCGCUUCGGAUGGUAUUUUGUCCGAAUUCACGCCCGAAGGAAACGAUGCGGUCCUAGCUCCGGUCGAAGAGCAUGGGACGUCUGACUUGAAACGCGACAAAUCCAGUGUCGACGAGGCUCGCGCAAAGCUCGAUCACCUUCGAAAUAUCCUCUGCCCAGGGCUCAGUAUCCCAGCCCAUCCGGGUAGACACCUCGGUAUCCCCUCACCGAUCCCUGAGACAUCUGAAUUUUCCCCAACUGUGAGCGUGACCGACAACACCGAACUCAACGCCGCCGCAGACUGUUUGGUCUCGGAUCGUGUCAACGGCUCUGGUCGAAUGCACUCGCACUCCAUCGCGAGACUUCGUAUACCCACAACUUCUCAGGCGACCGUUAACCACCAACCUUCCAACCACCCUCGCUUAUCCGCUGGCCUCCGACGCUCACGCUCUUUCGCAGGCUAUAACACUUCUCAGGCUUCUCGGGCAUCAGAUCUAACUAUGUUGACUCCUCUCACUAGAGCCCGAAACGAGCAAGAGUUCCAUGAUACGCUCUGGGCUUACGUGGCGGAGAUUAGGGAAGGAUUCAAGUUGGAGGAUAUGGUUAAUGAUAAGCGGAUCUGGGGGAGUGUCAGUGACGACGAGGACGAAUGA